Hypoxylon trugodes is the source of this 1794-nucleotide messenger RNA. Its product is annotated as riboflavin kinase. Gene Ontology annotation, cellular component: mitochondrion. Bases 529 to 1299 code for a protein of 256 amino acids. The transcript has a single exon. Gene Ontology annotation, molecular function: riboflavin kinase activity. Gene Ontology annotation, biological process: FMN biosynthetic process; riboflavin biosynthetic process. Lineage: Eukaryota; Fungi; Ascomycota; Sordariomycetes; Xylariales; Hypoxylaceae. The record is from RefSeq and is a predicted model, not a curated record.
CAUGAGACUCCCAUAGGAAAUCUUCAAUUACAUCAUACGAAAUGUACGUACAUGUACGACCUACUGCGACAUCGCUUGACCAUAGAUCUAUCGAUAAGAUGCAUCUUAUCUAAUCGUUAACUAAGAUCGUAACCCCCACCAUGCAGCUCAAUUCUAUCGGAGUCCAUAGGAAGCCAUCGAAUUUCUAAUUAAACUUUAUGACUCUCUCUUACAUCUUGCAUCUCGGUAGCUGUUUCCUCAUUUUUAUAGACUCAGCAAGUUAUACCUGCCUAAUAUAAAAUAAUUAUUUACUCUCUUAUUAAUAGACUUACGGCUUAAUUACCCAUCCGGAAAUAUUAAAGACGCCGAUAUUACUCACGUACAUAGAAAGAAAGACAAUAACCCCGCCAUCUCAGAAUCCUUGUCACGAAUCUAAGACAACAAUAAUCCUACGAACCUCGACUAGCCAGUCCAUCAGCACAAUACCACCCAAUCAACCAGUUCAAAUCUACGUAAUCCAUCUUACUUAAGCCGGGCAUCUAAGACGCUAUGGCAGCAGCAGUAGCGGAGGACGACCGCCCGCGGAUCCUCUACGCAGACUCGGGUCCGGAGCCCCCGUUUCCGCUACGAAUGGAGGGCACCGUCAUAUCGGGCUUCGGUCGGGGAUCCAAGGAACUAGGCAUCCCGACCGCGAACCUACCCGUCGACGAGACCGUAACGCCUUGGAUCGCCGACAUAAAGUCAGGCGUCUACUUCGGAUACGCCUCGUUAGCCCUCCCUUCCUCGCAUCCCGACCGUAAUCAAGCCAAAAAAGACGACACAUACCGCCACCGCUCAAACCCACGCGCACCCGCCGACGCUCCGCCAGCUCCUCUCCACGAUCCUCCUCUUACGACCAUAACAUCCGUAACCACAGCCUCCGAAACCUUCCCCUCGCUCUCCUCCUCCACCUCGGCGAUAACAAAAGAAGCCCCUCAGAACCCCUCCACCAACACACCAGCCACCACCGAAACACCAAAGCACUGGCAGAUCUACCCCAUGGUAAUGUCCAUCGGCUACAACCCGUUCUACAAGAACUCCGUCCGCUCCGCCGAAGUCCACGUCCUGCGACACUUCAACGCCGACUUCUACUCCGCACCCAUGCGCCUUCUAGUCCUAGGAUUCGUGCGCGAGGAGCGCGACUACGACUCCCUAGACGCGUUAGUCCGCGAUAUAAACAUCGACUGCGAAGUCGCGCGAGCGAGCCUCGCCCGCCCCGGUUGGACGCCUCGCGAAGGCAAAGAGCCGGGUGAACUCGAUGGGUCUUGGCUCGUGCGCUAGUCCGAAUGUGAUGUGAUGUGAUGUGAUGUGAUAACGAAAUGAAACGCUUUGCCCGGUUUUUGCGAAUUUAGGGUGGACAGCGGGAUCUACAUUACCUACAUACAUAAGGGAUCAUGAUGUACGUAUGUAACGUACGUAACGUGCUGUACAUUGAUGGACGCGAGGGGUCCCCUGGGUGAUGUGCGCGCUAGGUAAGGAGGGGUAGGUAGGGGUGAUGAAUUUGGUUACCCGAAGCGGCCCGAGGCACGAUGCCGAAAAUUUCCGAUGGACCGAAGGGCACGUGAGACGUGUUGGUUCUCUUCAUCAGGGGAGGGAGAUAUGGGCGCCCCUUAAUAUCCAUCAUAUGUGGAUGUUGCUCUAGUUUCAACGUAGUGUUUGGUGAGGCAAUCAUGAAGUAGCUCAUUAGAUAGGCGUUGGAUGGUAGAUAAAGAGUUAGACGUUACUAAAUUUUGGUAUCUUAUGAACAAAUGAAAUUCAUGGUACUCGAUCGUAAAA